AUGAGCCAGUCUCGCCCAAGAAGGUCGCCCUUCCCUUUGGGCCAGUCCUCUUCCCAUGGGCUUUUCAGCAAGCCACACUACCGCCUCGCCAAGCUUCUUCCCCUCGAGAAGACGAUGCCACCAGUCCUUCUGCCGUUUACAACCUCACUGCUUCUGAGGCUCCUGGCCUCGUCCAAGCUCGUCUGCUCCACCCACAGUAGGGCUGCUUCUUCUGGAGUGCCUGCCAAGAUAGGAUCCUUUUUCACUUGUCUACUUGCUGCCGGCACCAACUAUGACCCCUUUCCCUCUCCCCUCCUACCUCCCACCUUCCCUCUCCUCUACAGUCUGAACCGCUCCGCCCGUACAGUUCUUCGGUAUCCUCUCAGACCAGCCUUGCGGACCUGGCUAUCUGCUGCUUGGUCAUGUAAUCAUGCAUAUCUCCUCUCCAACUUUCCCCAACAAGCUGCCCUGCCAGUCGGCUUUACUGUGCCACUGCUUUGCCAGAAUGUCAGAUGCAUAUUCCGUUUCUACGUAAUUCACGGCAUUGCCAAUGUGGACCCUAGUUUGGUCGAGAAUGGAAGUCUUUUGGGCAGGCGAAUGAUCCUCUAG
Messenger RNA from Protopolystoma xenopodis, 588 nucleotides. Lineage: Eukaryota; Metazoa; Platyhelminthes; Monogenea; Polystomatidea; Polystomatidae. The record is from the annotation of a GenBank genome assembly.